Cygnus atratus (black swan) is the source of this 1545-nucleotide messenger RNA. Its product is annotated as sphingosine-1-phosphate transporter SPNS2. Gene Ontology annotation, biological process: transmembrane transport; lipid transport; sphingosine-1-phosphate receptor signaling pathway. The transcript has 12 exons. Gene Ontology annotation, cellular component: membrane. The record is from RefSeq and is a predicted model, not a curated record. The coding region runs from base 1 to 1545 and encodes 514 amino acids. Lineage: Eukaryota; Metazoa; Chordata; Aves; Anseriformes; Anatidae. Gene Ontology annotation, molecular function: transmembrane transporter activity; sphingolipid intramembrane carrier activity.
AUGAUGUGCCUGGAAAGCGACGGCUCCUCCGGCAGCAGCCCGGCUUGCGGCGGGCGGCUCCGAGCCGGUGACGAGGAAGAGGAGGAGGAGGAGGAGGAGGAGGAGGAAGAAGAGGGCGAGAGAGGCUGCUGCGGCCGGGGAGCGGAGGGCGAGGUGCAGACGCUGUCGGGCAGCAUGAACCCGCCGCCCGAGCGCCCCGCAGCCCGUCGCAAGGCACCGAGCCUCGGCCGGGCACGCGUGGCGGCCGCCGGCAUCCUCAGCGUGGGCAACGUGCUCAACUACCUGGACCGGUACACGGUGGCAGGUGUGUUACUAGACAUCCAGCAGCACUUUGGAGUCAAAGACAGUGGGGCUGGCUUACUACAGACAGUUUUCAUUUGCAGUUUCAUGGUUGCGGCACCCAUCUUUGGUUACCUUGGGGACCGUUUCAACAGAAAGAUCAUUCUCAGCUGUGGGAUCUUCUUCUGGUCAGCUGUCACUUUUUCCAGCUCUUUCAUCACUGAACAGUAUUUCUGGCUUCUUGUGCUCUCACGAGGUUUGGUUGGCAUCGGUGAAGCAAGUUACUCCACUAUUGCUCCAACCAUCAUCGGAGACCUUUUCACCAAAAACACGAGGACCCUUAUGCUGUCUGUUUUCUACUUUGCAAUUCCUCUUGGCAGUGGCUUGGGAUACAUUACUGGAUCAAGUGUGAAGCAAGUUGCUGGAGACUGGCACUGGGCAUUGCGGGUAUCUCCACUCCUAGGAAUGAUAACAGGGACACUCAUCUUGAUAUUUGUACCCGCUGCUAAAAGAGGAAAUGUUGAACAACUUGGGGGACAGCUGAAGGCUCGGACCUCAUGGCUAAGAGACAUGAAGGCACUGAUUAGAAACCGCAGCUAUGUGUUCUCCUCACUGGCCACCUCAGCUGUCUCUUUUGCCACUGGGGCGCUCGGCAUGUGGAUCCCUCUCUACCUUCACAGAGCACAAGUUGUGCAGAAGACUGCAGAGACUUGCAACUCGCAGCCCUGUGGCACCAAAGAUAGCUUGAUCUUUGGAGCAAUCACAUGCUUCACCGGUUUCCUGGGUGUUAUCACAGGAGCUGGGGCAACCAAAUGGUGCCGCUUAAAAACCCAGCGAGCUGAUCCUCUUGUCUGUGCUGUUGGCAUGCUGGGGUCAGCCAUCUUCAUCUGUCUGAUCUUCGUUGCUGCCAAGAGCAGCAUUGUGGGAGCCUAUAUUUGCAUUUUUAUUGGAGAAACUCUUCUGUUUUCAAACUGGGCUAUCACAGCAGACAUACUAAUGUAUGUGGUCAUCCCAACGCGCCGUGCAACCGCAGUGGCCUUGCAGAGCUUCACUUCACACCUCCUGGGAGACGCUGGCAGUCCUUAUCUGAUUGGAUUUAUCUCAGACCUGAUACGACAAAGCACAAAGGAGUCCCCGCUCUGGGAGUUCCUCAGCUUGGGGUAUGCACUCAUGCUCUGCCCGUUUGUCGUUGUCCUAGGAGGGAUGUUUUUCCUGGCCACAGCCCUCUUCUUCCUAAGUGACCGAGCCAAAGCUGAACAACAGUAA